AAAGCACAUCAAGAUGGGCCCAUCCCAGGAGCCAUGGAGAAAACACGAUGUCAUCCCAGGCAGGAACCAUCUUACCUGGCUGGAGGGAAGCUCAGAUGUCAGAUGUCUGCAAUGGCAACUUUCCCCUGGGACAUGGUUCUGAAGAGAUCAGCUGCAAGACCUCAGAGAAACUCCCCCCCCGAGUCACCAGCAUGAACAAGAACAAGGAGAGGGUGCUAAAGAAAACCUCAUCUGCACAAAAAGUAAGAGAUGAGCUCAAGGAUUCCCCCUCCAAGGCCGUUUUCACAUUUUGGGCAAACAAAGUUAACAACAGCAGUGAAAGGGCUACCUGCCAGAAGCUGCUGCAGAAGUCCACCAGGACCAUGGGAAGCUGCUCUCCAGCCCUCCUUCCCAAGGAAAGGCUUAGCAGCUUGGAAGAAGAGAAGCAGGCUAAAAAUCCCCAGAGAAAGACCAGGAGAGACCUCUUCUCUGACUUGAAGGUUUUCAGCCACAUAGACACCCAUGUGCUACAAGUGAGCCAGCAGCUGAAAUCCAGGCCCACCAGCUUGUCCAUCCAGGCCAUCGUUCCCCUGAUCACUGCCAAAUCCCAGAGCAAGCUGGAGAUGCUGAGGGCAAUCUGGUUCUGGCUCUGCCACAACAUUGCCCGUGGGGAGGUCUCGGUGAUGCUGGGGAGCACCCACCCCACAGAGUUCACCUACCAGCUCUCCAAACUCCACGGCACUGCAACUGGGGAGGAUGUAGGCACAGUUCAUGGUAUGAUGAUGGUGUCUGAGAAGAGCACGACCAUCAAGGUGACCCCCCCGACCGAGGGCUUGUUCGACCUCACGAUCUUCGCGCGCCACGCCGGCUCCCGGGACCCUUACAACUGGGUGUGCUCCUAUCAGAUCCAGUGUCUGGAGUCACGCAGAGGAGAGAAACUGCCCGAAAACCCGUUUCACUUCUGGGGCCUUCACCAAAAAGUGAGGGAUUUUGGCAUCGAGGAGAGCAGCCACAAAGGGGAGCUGCUGGUUGCUGCGCAGGGAACUUUGCUCUUGACUUUCCAGACGUCGCGACCCUUGCUUGCCUUGUACGAGCUGGUUCAUGAAGACCUAGAUGCUGCUCUGAGCAAGAAAUGUGUGGCUGCUCAAGCAGAGGAGGAGAAACUGAGUUGCCACGUGCUCUGCCCUUUCCAGGGUUACUACCGGCUCUCCGUGUUUGUGAAAGAUCUAGGCAGCAGCACCUUCAGGAAUGUGGCCAAUUUCCUCCUUCGUUGCUUGAAGCCCAUCAACCAGAACGAACUCUUCCCCUCGGGGCUGAGCAUGCACUGCGGGAGCGGGAUCAGCUCCAGGGGCCACGGCCUCUCCAGCCCCAGCCACCCUGCUCCCAUCAUCACCACCAAGCUGGGGAGGUGCAACAUCACCUUCCACACGCCUCCCGACGUGGAGGUGACCGCCAGCUUGAGUAAGGACAAAGUCGUCAGCACCAAGUACCCCCUGGAGAGGUACGUCCUGGUCACCCACCUGAGGACUAAAGUCAGCGUCUGCGUUGCGCUCCCCGAGCCGGGUGUCUACAAAGUGGGGCUUUUUGGGAGAAGCAAAGACCACACGGACUUCGUCCAUGUCUGCGACUACGUUCUCCGCUGCUUGGCCGAUCCCAGCUGGCCUCCAUUCCCCAGGACCUACAGCCCGUGGAGGAGGGGGUGUGUGCUGCUGGAGCCACGAGCCGGGGUGCUCCCGGAGCACAGCUGGGUUAGCUUCAGGGCCAAGGUGCCAAAAGCCUCCCAAGCUGUUGUCCUGGGGCAAGAGAAGACAGUGCUGCAGCAGAACCCCAAGGAGAUCUGGGAAGGGGACGUGUUCACCGGGCCGGCGGGGAUGCAGGUCAAGCUGGCGGCCAGGUUCAACCAGCACUGCUCCUCCUUGGAGGUUCUCCUGGCAUUUGAGGUGGAGAGUGGCUCACCUGCUUCCUGGGGGUGGUCGGGGUAAGCUGGGAAGUGCUGGGAAGAAUGAAAGCAGCCAGGGAAGGAAGCAAAGGCUCUCAAAACUGAAGGGUGUCGAGGAGACACUGAGAAAACUCCCAGAA
Messenger RNA from Apus apus (common swift), 2058 nucleotides. RefSeq lists its product as uncharacterized. The record is from RefSeq and is a predicted model, not a curated record. NCBI's taxonomy places the organism in Eukaryota, Metazoa, Chordata, Aves, Apodiformes, Apodidae. The transcript is spliced from 3 exons. Bases 48 to 1961 code for a protein of 637 amino acids.